This is a messenger RNA of Zygotorulaspora mrakii, 1158 nucleotides long. It is a transcript of the gene IBD2, whose product is annotated as Ibd2p. The coding region runs from base 1 to 1158 and encodes 385 amino acids. Lineage: Eukaryota; Fungi; Ascomycota; Saccharomycetes; Saccharomycetales; Saccharomycetaceae. The transcript has a single exon. The record is from RefSeq and is a predicted model, not a curated record.
AUGCAAUAUCCAGCAAAAAAAGUAAAUUUUCCAAUAGACAUGAAUAAUAAGAGACCCACACCACUUAAUAUGUUAAUGCAGCAGAGUAUGGAAGUGCUCACCAAGGUUGUGACCCGUAAACUGCAGGAUUCGGGGAAAAUUCCGUACACGAAUGGACCUCUGCAAGUCUCUUUUGAGGGCAAAGGCAUUUCGCCUGAGAGUUUUGGCGGCAAUGAAUGUGAUAUUCAAAAUUUGGCUAUAGACAACCUUUCUCUAGACGGUGAUUCUGAUAGGGAAGUGAUAGAUGUGGAAAAUGAGAGUAAUUAUCAUAUAUUUCCUUCAGAUUCUAAGAAAAGUAAAGCAGGAACAACAGUAGAAGAGAAUGAUCUUGAUUGUGAGAUAGAUGAUUCAGAGCUACAUUUGGAUGAAGACGAGGGAGAUAUAAUAUUUGAUUAUGGAACGCAGGAAAUAACGGGGUCACCUACGGAGAUAGGAGAGCAUAUUACACAGAUGCUGGAAUCUGCACUACCCAACGGUUUUGAACAUGACGGGCAGGGUCGAUUACAUGGAGUGGUGAAUGGUGACGAAUUGACAAUAACUGAACAAGAGUUUGCGGAGGCUAUGAAUAGUUUACAGAAAAUUCAAACAAUGAAGCAUCGUAAUCGAAUGAGUACGAGUCGAAGUAGUAUCGAGCCCGUUUCCGAGAGUGAGUCGCUUGAAGGGAAAACGGAAGAGUCACGUAGUAACACACAGCCAGAAGGAGAAAACGUUGUAGAAAACGAAAAGAUCUCAGCCACACACUCACAUAGCAAUAACCCGGGACAUUCUCACAGACCGAACCACAGUCACAAUCAUAAUCAAAAUAAUAAUCAUAAUCACAAUCAUAAUCAUAAUCAUAACCAUCAUCACAAUCGUGACGUUUCCGAGAGAACCAUGGGAUCUACAAAAAACAGAAGAAGGCAUGAUUACGACUAUCCACCAACCUCCACGAGACGCGCUCCUGAUUUCGGGUCAUUACUGAGCGAAAAGACCUCUUUGUGCUUGUUUUGUGAGUACUACAUGGUAUUCGGUGAGCCACCUCGGAACAUGAUCAAAUGGUACAAUAGAACAUAUGAAUACGAUUCGCUGCCGAGAAAGCACGAACCGCAGCACAAUCAUCAGCACAAACGCAAGCGUUGA